AUGGACGCAUCAGCGGACGAUCCGCAAAGAUUUCGAGUUCGCCGAUCGCCCUCCAUCGGCUCUGCCGCUGCUCCUGUCACUUCGGCAGUGAGGGCGGGAAAGCGAAAGCUCUCCACCGCUGCUUUCGGUUCGUCGCCUAUCAUAGGUCCUCACCCUCCCUCUUCGCCCAUCACAUCGGAGCAUCCGACGGACGAUCUUGAGCUCAAAGUCAAGCACAACAUGCAAAAUGCAUCGCAGAUCGCUAGCACCUCACGUUCCAACAUCGACACGAGGCCCGACUCUUGCACGCCAGCCUCAGACAAGGCGGCCGCGAACAAUGUUCACCCAUCCUCGUCAGCUCACCCGCACUUCCCAGACUGGCAAGAGCAGCGUCGUUGCCAUUCUAUCCUCGCUGACUAUGACUACUCGCCACCAGCAGAAGAUCGUCGCGAUCCACGCACCUCCAACGGACGCAUCGUCAUGCCCGUCUCCUCCACCCAACCACAGGUGAUGGUCGCUGGUGCCGCGCAUGGUUCGCAAUCGAAUAGCUCGGAUCCGCACACCUCUCUGCAACAGCCGCCAAUAGCAUCUCGCCACCACGAGACAGAUCCUGACGCUCGCACCUCUCCUCUCGCUCGUGCUUCCUCGACGACAGCUCACGAGACCACGUGCCAGGUGACAGCGCCUCGCUUUGCACCGCUUCAGAACUCCGUUUCGCAGACCAGCCUCUCGGUGCCUCCAAGUCCGGAACGAGGUCUCUCUCCUUCCGCGUCGUUCCCUGCAUUUCACUACCAGGCGCCGCAGUCUCGCGCUUCUCCGUGCUCUACGAGUUCCACCCGGACAGAACCUCAUGCGAACACUCUUGAGCAAAAUCCCGCCGGCACACCUUCCCAGGUCGUAGCGAGCGACGUCUCCGGCUCCUUAACGUCGAUGAAAUGUCCUCCAAAGCACGCUGCGGAGCCCGCAAGCACUGAGACAUCUUUCACAGCAGCCUCCGCACGUCCCUUGUCAAGGGUAUCGUCACAGCAUUUCAACGAGCAACAAGCUACACCUUCGCUGACCGUACCAACCCACUCAAAUCCUGCUCAAAGCACCGCCGCAUCGCAUGGAGGGUUUCAGCUUCAGCCUGUACCCUUGGCUAAGCGCAGACGGGUAGAAGACGGAUCGGCCUCCGGAGCCGACCAACGGCAGCGAGAUGCACAUGCACUAGAUGAUACUCGCCGCUUCAGCGACGCAGGCCUUCCUUUGCGCAAAACUCAAAGCCCCAAGCGCCCCAACCCGACUGUUUCCUCCGAGAGUGUCGAUGCGAACAACGGCUCGCACACCGUGUCGUCCAAGACUGCCCUCAAGUACGCCGCGUCUCACCCGAAGGCGGCUGCAUCUACUCGUUCGUCGAUUGCUACAGGUGCUUUGGCAUCCAAUUCCUUCAGUAAUGUCACCGACUCGACUGCCAGCUCAGAGGCAAGAAUGUUGGUUCGCAGCACCAACCUUGAGAAAGCGGCUGCGCCCUCCUCAAUGGCUCCGCUUCGCAAGCAACAGCAGACACUGUUCUCGCGCAGGAUGCCCCGCCUCGUGCGUGCUCAGAGCGUACCCAAUCUGCGUGCCAAGGCGACGUUGGACUUGUCGGCGCCGUCGCACCACCGCCUCAUUCUUCCCAGCCACUGGGCCAGCUACGUCUCGUCGCAAGCUCGCCAAGGCCGCGAGGGAGCCAAGGCGACCAACUCGAGGUCAUCGAAAGGCUUCGCUUUCAACGCGGCCCACUAUUCUGUUGCCUCCAGCAGCUCCCGCUCUCGCUCCACCUUCACACCUACGCUGCAUCCUCCGAUCACUCGUCAUACCUUGCGCGAGCUCGACCUCUUUGAGAUUCUCAAGAACCCGCAGUUGCGCCACGACGUCGUAUUCGAUCCCAACGUCCAAUUCCGGCCCAACUUUGAUGGGGAACGCGGGCGCCGCAAGCGCGAGGCUGGGGAGAGGUACUGGACUGCUGUAGUACGUGAGAUCGAGACCGGCUGCACUUGCACAGCCUUUUCGCACGGACAGCUGCUGCCCUGCACUUGCAAGGCCAACCUUCGCUUGCGGAGGGGCGGCGGUACCGGAACGCAAGAAGUUGCGACACCUUUGCAGCAGCAGUCUCGCAUCCCUUCCCGUAUCCCUCUGUUGGUGCAAGAGCUUCGCACCAUCUGUCUUUCCAUCCUGCCCUCCAACUAUCCUGCUGACAAUGUUGUUGCUGACACAGAGGAGGCAGGCUCGGCAUCGACGGCAGAGGAGGACAAGGGAAACGACACCACGGCUUCCGACGAAGCCACCUCGUCUCGUCGGAAAAAGGCGACGGUCGCGGCAAGCUCCGCGACGUCUUGGGCCGCCACGCAUCAUCAGCUCAUUGCUCAGACGCUGGAUCCCCACCUCAUCUCUCAGCAAUUGCAACACGGCGUGCUCGAUGUUCCCGCUCUCAUCACCUUCAUGGGCUCGAUCCUCAAGCUCCACUGCGCGCCCAUGCGCGACGAGGCGAUCGAACGAAUGGUGGACGUGGUUUGCGUCGACCGCAACAUUGGCAAAGGUCUGCGACUCUGCUUUGAGAUUCUUGAGCUCAUGAAGCUCGACAUCGCCAACCACCAGCUCCGAUCCGCGCGACCCUUCUUGGUGGAGACCGCAGUAGACUUCGAGAUUCGCUGGUUCAAGGAGCAGAUCGAGCAAGGCAAGAUGUCGCUGGAAAGAACCACGACCUGGAUCCAGCAGGCGCUCGGCUCAUCGGAGGCAGCCACCAGCACUCCUCGUAACGAGGCUGUGGCAAAGGCGUUCAACCAGGGCAUGCUCCAACUCAUUUUCGACGUGCCAGGCUCACCCCCCUUGGUGUCGCCCGUGGCAACACCGCUCGGCUCUCCCUCGUCGUCAUCGCUCAACAACACUUUUGCAUCUUACUAUCCAGAGACGUUCCAGUUCGACGCGUAUCGCAUGAUGACGUUCCACAACGACGUGUCGGACCUCACCAUCGUCUACAUGCUAGUGCUGCUCUUCCGACAGCUGUGUUCGAUGCCUUUGGACGGUGGCGAAGCUGUGCCUGCCCGCGUGGGCAGUAUCGUGCAAACCCAGCUCAAGGCCAUAAAGAGCGAAAUUUGGUGUCUGGUCAACGAUGCCAACCUGUGCCUGUCGAGCUCGAGCGCUUUGCCGCCCACUCCGACUGCUGUCAGCGGCGUGACCAGUCCAACAGCGCGUCGUCCUGCUGGAGUCGACGGCAAGCUUUUCGUCGGCAGCGCGGGAGGCUUUGCCAAGCUGGGUCACCCGCGUUGGCGUCGCGCAAUGCAAAAUGUGCUGCUGCAGGUAGCGGCCCGCGCCGCGGCGGUGCAGAUCGCGGCGCGAGAUGGCUCGUCAGAACCGAGCACGGUUAAGAUAGCCGCGCCGUCGGCACCUACACAGAAGCUGCUCAACUCGUGGAUGGAUACGAACCUGCGCAGUGGGUCGGCGCUGCACAAGAUCUGUCAGAGUCGUCUGCACAACGUGGUUCUGGGCAUGCUUGGCGACAAAGUGCGCAAUGGACUGCAGCCCUCGUCGACGUCGAUGGCACCCUCUGCCGCUGCGCCGACUGGCGUCACGGGAACCGGUCAGAAGCGGACUGUGCCUGUUGAGCUACAAGAUACCAAAAUUGGUGAUGCGACGCCCACCAAGAGGCUCAGAAGUGGGGACGAAGGUGCCGCCAUUACAGCCGCCGUACCGUCGUCGGUGUCGACUGCCGCUGCUGCUUCAUCUGUCAAUGCAGCUUCUCCCUGGGAUACGGCCAUGUCGCGCGCUGGCCUCGAGCCCUUUGCCGCCGAGAUCCGUCUGCUCUCAGAUCGCAUCGCCAAGGUGGCCACCUUCCAUUUGCGUGUGUUCCGUAAUUUGUACGAAGGUAUCGAGUCGGGCCGCCACAAGUCUGGAGGCGGCACCCAAUGA
Messenger RNA from Sporisorium graminicola, 3906 nucleotides. RefSeq lists its product as uncharacterized. The coding region runs from base 1 to 3906 and encodes 1301 amino acids. The record is from RefSeq and is a predicted model, not a curated record. NCBI's taxonomy places the organism in Eukaryota, Fungi, Basidiomycota, Ustilaginomycetes, Ustilaginales, Ustilaginaceae. The transcript has a single exon.